AGUGGCUGCACGAGUAGAAGUUAAUAUUUUCCGCGCCUACGUUUAGAAAAGAAAACACACACACAAACACGAAAAAAGAGGAAAAUCAUGAGAUGCUUGGUCGACAUUGAAUGGCUCCUCAUUCGACGUCUUUCUCAACGCUCCGUUUUCUUGGCAAUUCUGGGACUGGCCGUGAUAGUUCUGUGUGUCCACGUACUACCGGAUGAUUGGCAUCAUCAGUUUAGAGGGAAACCUUUUCAUGAUGGCUAUACGGGCCCAUUCAGGUCAGUUUGCAGUCGCAAUGCUGAUCGGAGAGGUCCUCAUCAAAAAGUCAUUGGCUAUUCACUUUAUGGCAACUUAUCAUCGCCAAUUUUUGCAGCAUUUAAGAUAUUUUAACGAGACACUUAGUAACGUUUCUUUGGCCUAUCCAGGCUGGGUUGUGAGAAUUUAUCACAAUUUAACAAUGGACGAUGAUGAAGGAUGGAAAGUCCUUGAGAACACCAUAGAUUUCGGAGACCAUAUUGAUUUAUGCAAUGCAACUGAGCUAAUCAAGAAACUCAAUUUGGCCGACUUGUUUGCCAUGACCUGGCGCUGGCUGCCGUUGCUGGAUGAAACGGUGGACAUUUUAAUGUCUCGUGACUCAGACACUGCGGUAAUACCUCGCGAAGAGGACGCCGUUCGUGAAUGGCUGGCAAUAAGCGACUGAGCUUUUCACAUCAUGAGAGACCACCCUCACCACUGCGU
Daphnia magna is the source of this 723-nucleotide messenger RNA. RefSeq lists its product as uncharacterized. Lineage: Eukaryota; Metazoa; Arthropoda; Branchiopoda; Diplostraca; Daphniidae. The coding region runs from base 203 to 685 and encodes 160 amino acids. The record is from RefSeq and is a predicted model, not a curated record. The transcript has 3 exons.